AUGAAAAAGAAGUAUGAAAAACUGGAGGAGAUCGCUCUGAAAGCUGUUUCAGCAUCCACUUUUGUCCAAGAGCAGAUGAGCCUUCUGGAACACCUUCAAGGGGAAAUAAGCCAACUGGCAGCAAAGAAGUCACAGUUACUUGGUGAGAGCUACCAACAACUUGUCACACUGGAGGAGAUGGCUCUGAAAGCUGAUUCAGCAUCCACUUUUGUCCACUUGGACUUCCUGAUUGAGAAGAUGAAGGAGGAACAAAACACAGAGAAGGUCCAGAAACUGGAGGAAAUGAGAAAGAGAGUGGAUGAAGGAACCAGAGUAGGGUCAAGACUGGAGACAGCUGGGAUCAACUGGCCAUUCCAGAAGAAUGAUUACCAGGCUGCUGAACACUGCCUACCGAAGCCCUAUGCAGCGUCUAAGAACUCGUCCACAAACUCUAUCCGGUCCAGUGACUUUGUUGGGUUUUAUGGAACUCCUUCCAAGUACUCAGAUAUCAUCUCCAACAGUGAUCUGAAAUCUAAAGGACCUCCUGCUGUCUACCAACUGAGAACAAAGAAAGAGAAGUUUGGGAGUCUGACAAGAAUGACUGUUGGGGAAAAAAAACCAAACAAGCCAAAUAAAACCAUCUUACUUGUGGGUGAAACGGGAGCAGGAAAAUCUACUUUGAUCAACGCUCUAGUCAACUUCACCAUGGGGGUUCAGUUUGAGGAUGGAGUCUGGUUUCAGAUUAUAGAUGAGGAGAAGAGAAGUCAGACAGAAAGUCAGACAUCAGAUGUGAUCGUGUAUGAGAUCUUUGGUUUUGAAGAUAAAACUCUGCCCUACUCUCUGACCUACUCUCUGACCAUCAUUGAUACUCCUGGAUAUGGAGACACCAGAGGUACUGAAAUGGAUGAUGGCAUCAGUGAAAGACUAUUAGACUUGUUUCAAUCAGAGGAUGGAGUUAACAAAAUUCAUGCAGUGGGUCUGGUGAUGAAGGCAAGUGAGAAUCGACUGAGUGACCGACAGAUGUACAUCCUUGAUUCAGUGGUGUCUUUGUUUGGAAAAGAUCUGGAGAAAAGCAUUGUUGCUCUCAUCACACACUCAGAUGGAGUAACACCUGAAAAUGCUCUCAAAGCUCUCGAAAUUGCAAAAAUUGAAUGUCCAAGAAAUGGAAAUAAUGAGCCUGUUCACUUCCUGUUUAAUAACCAACAGAGCAAAGAGAGAACAGAAAAAAAUGAAUCUUGUUUGGAGACAGCAUGGAGAAUAACAGAGAGAGGAAUGGAUGAGCUCACAGCUUUUCUAGAAAAAACUGCACCUGAAAAGUUGUUGGUAACAACUAAAGUGUUACGUGAACGCAAAAGACUGAAAGCCUGCAUACAAACCUUGAGAGAGAAAAUAAAUGAAGUUGAACUCAAGCAAACCAAAGCCAGACAGAUAAAAGAAGUGUUAGAGAAACAUAAAAAAGAGAUGCAAAACAAUGAAAAUUUCUCUGUCGAAGUUCUGGAGUUUUACAAAGAGAAAGAAUAUGUAAAAACUGGGUGGUGGGGUGGGGUGUUUUAUAAUGGUACUGUCUCCUGUACAAACUGUCAGGAGAACUGUCACUUGAAUUGUGAAAUGGCCUGGUAUCCUUCACAGUGUGAUAUCAUGAGCGGAGGCUACUGCACUUCUUGCACCGGGAAGUGUCCUGUAUCAGAUCAUGUGAAGGGAAAUUGGAGAUAUGUGCUGAAAACAAGGAAAGUCUGGCAGACAUCAGAAGACAUGAAAAAGAAGUAUGAAAAACUGGAGGAGAUCGCUCUGAAAGCUGUUUCAGCAUCCACUUUUGUCCAAGAGCAGAUGAGCCUUCUGGAACACCUUCAAGGGGAAAUAAGCCAACUGGCAGCAAAGAAGUCACAGUUACUUGGUGAGUGCUACCAACAACUUGUCACACUGGAGGAGAUGGCUCUGAAAGCUGGUUCAGCAUCCACUUUUGUCCACUUGGACUUCCUGAUUGAGAAGAUGAAGGAGGAACAAAACACAGAGAAGGUCCAGAAACUGGAGGAAAUGAGAAAGAGAGUGGAUGAAGGAACCAGACCAGGGUCAAGGUAUAUGCAGGGAAAAAACUAG
Maylandia zebra (zebra mbuna) is the source of this 2076-nucleotide messenger RNA. RefSeq lists its product as uncharacterized. Lineage: Eukaryota; Metazoa; Chordata; Actinopteri; Cichliformes; Cichlidae. The record is from RefSeq and is a predicted model, not a curated record. Gene Ontology annotation, molecular function: GTP binding.